Colletotrichum phormii is the source of this 893-nucleotide messenger RNA. RefSeq lists its product as uncharacterized. The transcript has a single exon. NCBI's taxonomy places the organism in Eukaryota, Fungi, Ascomycota, Sordariomycetes, Glomerellales, Glomerellaceae. The record is from RefSeq and is a predicted model, not a curated record. The coding region runs from base 200 to 802 and encodes 200 amino acids.
CUAAUUAUUUCUCUGAUUGUCUUGUUCCCUUGAUCCCGUACGGAUACUUUGUAGGUAGUCGUCUGAAGACUUGUCGGGACCUUGCUAGUCUGGUGACCGCCAAAUCUUUUUUUUUCUGCUUCUCUUCUUCGGAGUUCUCUGUUCGCGAGGUAACGAUGUGGAAUGAUUGAGACAACAAGGCUCCAAUGAGUUGUAAAGAAUGUCGUGUCUUGGUCGGAAGCGAGAGGCCUAUCGACUGCAAGUGGCAUGUUUCGGCGGAUUGCCAGGUUCAAAGUUGCGUCGCACCCCACGACAGCUCUACCUUACUCCCCUAACGUGGAGGCUCCAUAGAGGCAGGCGGGAGGACAGGCGACUGCUCCCGGGCCAUAGAACUGGAGCUGUGAGCAUCAGGUUGGGGCGUUGGGGCAUAAGGCGGAGAGAGAGACAGAAAGAGCAUUGGCUGCCUCUGGUGUUGUUUAACUGGAGAAGGUGGUUUCCAUCGGAUCAGGAACGGAAGUUCGCACGCGGGGGAGAAGGCAGUAGCUUCGCAUUGCUUUGCCAGGUCAUGCCAAAGUUGUGUUGUGCGAGCUUCAAGGUUGUGAGCUGUGUGAGCUGUGCGCAAUGCGCUGUGCGUUGGUCGAAUGAGCGAGACCAUGAGGGGGUUGUCAACGGCAAGCUUGGGGAACACUGCGCGAGAACCUUAGUACAUGAUACUCCGGAGCGAGUUCACAACCGACGUUGCCAUAAACCUGUUGUUUCUUCAUUGGAGCUGCAUGCUAGUCGAUGCAGAGAAGCGCGAGGGGCAAGGAACUUCGAGGAAUAGGUAGCAAGUACAGAUACAUACAAGGACGAAGGAAAAGAAAUGAUGAAGAACAAAAAUAAAAGAAAUCCCCGAAGGACGGUUCUGCUGAUCG